AUGUAUCCUAACAAGUUUAGGUUUCAGAGUGUCUCGGCCCCCGUCAAGCAAAAUAAUCGCAAUCAUGAAUCAACACACUUUAAUCAUGUCAUUAACUUUGAACCAGAGGCCGCCAAGGAUACCCAUUACUGGGAAGGAUUCGAUGAGAGCUCCUGGGAAGGGUUCAGUCCUCAUAUGGAUGAGCAAGAUCCUGUGCCUAGGGAAAGAGGAACUCAAAAUGGGUCCUCAUCUACCAAUAGCAGCCCCGUGUCUGGCCAACAAAACGAUGUCCUCGAACUAAACGAGCUGCUCAUGUUGGAGCGAACGCAGAGAAUUUUAACAUACUAUGACAAUGUGAUAUGCCCGCAUCAAAUCAUGCUGUCUGGGACAGAAACAAAUAAUCCAUAUCGAUCAUAUAUUCUACCAUUGGCGUAUGAACAACUUGGCCUACUUUAUGCCUUGCUUGGGCUUUCAGCCUGUCAUAUGGCCCUGACGAACGGAGAGGGGGAACUCCUAGAGGUGGCUGAUGAAUAUCGCCUUAAGUGUAUCGGCUCGUUAAUACAGACGAUUCAGAAGAUCAUAUCAUCACAGUCCCAUGAAGAUGAGAGAGAUGGGCUAUUUGCUACAAUUCAGCUUCUUCUUCUACACGAUGUUGGUCUCUUUGCGUUUACCUUGGAUUUCUUCCCUACCCUGAGUCAGCGCUCUUGA
Molecule: messenger RNA, 687 nt
Organism: Penicillium angulare
Lineage: Eukaryota; Fungi; Ascomycota; Eurotiomycetes; Eurotiales; Aspergillaceae
Exons: 2
Coding region: 1-687 (228 amino acids)
Biological process (GO): positive regulation of transcription by RNA polymerase II
Cellular component (GO): nucleus
Molecular function (GO): transcription cis-regulatory region binding; DNA-binding transcription factor activity
Source: RefSeq, a predicted model, not a curated record